CGCCCGGGAGCCGAGGAGAGUAAAUACAACAGGAGCGCAAAAUGGCGGAACCGCCGAGCCUAAUGCAAGGCGCCCCCGCUGCCGUCUCGGAGAAAGAAUCGUUUGGCAAACUGCAAGCCCCACCCCGGGACCCGUCGGGUCCUCUGUCCGCCAAGAAGAUCCGGACUGAGGAGAAGAAGGCGCCGCGUAGACUGAACGGAGAAGGAGCCAGCAGCGGCAGCAGCAGGCAGCUGCAGUCUCCCGCCGCACCUUCGUCUCAGAGCUAUGGCAGCCCUGGGUCUUGGAGCUUUGCCGCUCUGUCCGCUGCCCCCUCCCCGUCGUCUGCUCGGAGCAAUUUCUCUUUCUCCGCUGGCACGGCCGUCCCCUCCUCUGUUUCUGCUUCCUCCCCUCAGCCGGUGCCGCGCAAACUGCUGGUGCCUCCUACGCUGCUGCACGCUCAGCCUCACCAUCUCCUGCUGCCCGGCGCCGCCGCCUCGGCCAGCGCCAAGCCGCGCAGACCCAAGGAGAAGCGAGAGAAGGAAAGAAGGAGGCACGGUCUCGGCGGGGCGGGCGAAGCUGGCGGGGCCUCCCGCGAGGAGAACGGGGAGAUGAAGCCGCUGCCGCGAGAUAAAAUCAAAGACAAAAUUAAAGAGAGAGAUAAAGAAAAGGAGAGAGAAAAAAAGAAGCAUAAAGUAAUGAAUGAGAUCAAGAAAGAAAAUGGAGAAGUAAAGAUUUUGCUGAAAAGUGGGAAGGAGAAACCAAAAACAAGUGUAGAAGACUUACAAAUUAAGAAGGUAAAGAAGAAAAAGAAAAAGAAACACAAAGAGAAUGAAAAACGGAAGCGUCCAAAAAUGUAUAGCAAAUCUAUUCAAACUAUCUGCUCAGGAUUGCUAUCUGAUGUUGAAGAUCAAGAAGCCAAAGGUAUCCUAAAUGAUAACAUAAAGGAUUACAGUGGAAAGAGUUUGGAUACCAAGAAUUAUGAUUCCAAAAUUCCAGAGAACAGCGAGUUUCCAUUUGUCUCAUUAAAGGAGCCACGGGUUCAGAACAACCUCAGAAGGCUGGACACUUUGCGGUUCAAACAACUCAUUCAUAUUGAGCACCAGCCUAAUGGAGGUGCAUCAGUUAUCCAUGCCUACAGCAAUGAACUCUCCCAUCUGUCUCCUGUGGAGAUGGAGAGGUUUGCAGAAGAGUUUGUGGAUCUGGUGUUCAGUGAAAAUGAGAACUCUGCAGCUUUCUAUGUAAUGGGUAUUGUUCAUGGGGCAGCUACUUAUUUACCUGAUUUUUUAGACUACUUUUCAUUUAAUUUUCCCAAUUCACCAGUGAAAAUGGAGAUAUUGGGAAAGAAGGAUAUAGAGACAACGACUAUGUCCAAUUUUCAUGCUCAGGUAAAAAGAACAUAUUCUCACGGUACUUAUAGAGCCGGCCCAAUGAGACAAAUCAGCCUGGUGGGAGCAGUUGAUGAAGAAGUGGGAGAUUACUUCCCUGAGUUCCUCGACAUGUUGGAAGAUUCACCAUUUUUAAAAUGUACACUGCCCUGGGGGACACUAUCUAGUUUAAAAUUAGAGAGUCGGAAAGAUAGUGAUGAUGGUCCCAUCAUGUGGGUGCGCCCGGGAGAACAGAUGAUCCCUGUGGCUGACAUGCCAAAGUCACCUUUCAAAAGGAAAAGAACUACCAAUGAAAUAAAAAACCUGCAGUACCUACCUCGAACUAGUGAGCCCCGUGAAAUGCUCUUUGAAGACAGAACAAGAGCUCAUGCAGAUCACAUAGGACAAGGUUUUGAACGACAGACUACAGCUGCCGUUGGAGUGUUGAAGGCCGUGCACUGCGGAGAGUGGCCUGAUCAACCCCGAAUAACCAAAGAUGUAAUUUGUUUUCAUGCUGAAGAUUUCUUAGAAGUAGUUCAACGAAUGCAGUUAGAUUUACAUGAACCUCCACUGUCCCAGUGUGUCCAGUGGGUUGAUGAUGCAAAACUUAAUCAACUGAGGAGGGAAGGCAUUCGCUAUGCCAGGAUUCAGCUGUAUGAUAAUGACAUUUAUUUUAUUCCAAGGAAUGUUGUUCAUCAGUUCAAGACAGUUUCAGCCGUAUGCAGUUUAGCAUGGCAUGUUCGGCUCAAGUUGUAUCAUUCACAGGAGGACACUGCUCAGAAUACAGUUACUCAUGAAACAGACACAUCACCAGAUUCCACAUCAUCAGUUCUUGGACCUCACACUGACAGCACGAUUUGUGCUGUAAGCAAAACCUCCUUGGAUUCUAUUUUUUCAGACAAACUUCAUUCUAAAUAUGAAUUACAGCAGAUUAAACAUGAACCUGUUGCAUCUGUAAGAAUCAAGGAAGAACCUGUGAAUGUUUAUAUUCCUGAAAAGACUGGAGGACCGAAUAAUAUGGAUAGCAAGAAUGUUAAAGCAAAAUUGGAUCAUGUUCAAUUUACAGAAUUUAAGAUUGAAGUGGACUCUAAAUUUGAAAAUAGCAACAAAGAUUUAAAGGAAGAAUUGUGUCCUGGAAGUCUCAUAAGUCUAGUUGAUACAAGGCAACAUAGUUCAACACAUUCAAAUCAAGAGAGAAAAGAUGAUGACAUUUUGUGUUAAAUUUGUACAUACCAUUUAAAUUUUUUUUCCCUAAACUUAAUAGUGUAAUAAAGAUUCAUGAAUUCUGAAAGCAAGCGGAGGACUUGCUCCCAAGUCUGUUACAAAAUAUAGUUUAAGUAGCUUUGUAACAUUCCUCAGUGCCUGUCCAUAACUGUGAAGUAGCAAAGCACUUAGGGCCAGAAGCACUGUCAACACUGCAGGUUUAAACAAAGCAGUCUUUAAAAAAAUCCUUUGAGUUGGAGUUGUAGGUUUUAGAAUAGAGCUGACAUUACCAUAUAUAUAUAUAUUUUGUAAUAUGAGCCAGAAUUCUUUUUUGACAAUUAAGGCUUUUCCAUAGUUUAUUUAUACCAGUUUUUUUUUUUUCCAUUUUAAAUGUGUCAGCACUGUAGUGUAAAUAGCUUUUAAAAAAUCUUUUUAGUGUGAUUUAUACUGAAAUGUGAGCCACUUAAUAAAGGUUCAUAACAAUAAACAUGUUUUCUGUCGGGUCUGCCAAAAAACAAAAAACAACAUUCAUUUAAAUCAUUUAUUUCAUCUGUUAUGUUUCUGCUGGUAUAUCAAGUGCUAAUGGAGUGCAACUGUAUGUAUUCAAAUCUAGUUAAUAUUUAAGUUCCCCACACUGUGCAAGCAUUUUUAAAACCAAGAUUCAGUUAUGAAAGCAUAUUUAUGUGUGUAUGUAUGGGAAUAUAUAUAUAUGUUACCAUAUUUUGCAUAACUUCCUAAAUCGCUGAAUGAGUAUGUGAAACUUCCUAUACUCCCUGGAAUAUAUUUUAAAAUAUUUCAAUGUUAAGAAGGCAGUUUAGGUAAUAGAAAAAUGUUAUAAGUUGGGAGAAAAAAGGUAUUUUAGUGGUAUCUAACCCUUCUAACUAAUGAAGUUAUGUGGCAGAUUAUAUAGCCCUAUUACGUGAAUUUUCUUUGUAGUGUGUGGAAUAAGAAGUGGAGAAAAUUUUCUUAUUAAUCAGCACCUAUACUGUAUCUAAUAGUAGCUGGGAAAAAAAUGCUCAGUUACAGAAAGUUUAAUUGCGUGCAGUUAAAAUAUUUUAUUACAUAUUUCUUGAGGAACAGGAGAAAAAGAUGGCAAAUACAGCAUAUUAAAAUAAGUGCAGUGACUUAACUGCCAUAUACAGAAGUAUAAUUAACAAAAUUUGUUACUUGAUCUUUCUAAGCAUCCCUCUCCCUACCUUACUAAAGUAAACAACUUAGAUUUUUUUUUUCUUUGAAAAGAAGCUCUGGAAAACUGGCAUAGGAAACAAGAUUGCCAGUGCCUCGCCAAAGAUGAUUAAAACAAAUCUCUUCAAUGAUGGACUUUAGCACUGUUUCAAAUUGCUUUCAUUAUUGUAAUAAAAGUCAAGCAAAUGUCUCUAAUGUUUGCUUUGAUGUUAAGAA
This is a messenger RNA of Dama dama (fallow deer), 3947 nucleotides long. It is a transcript of the gene RSBN1L, whose product is annotated as round spermatid basic protein 1 like. The transcript is spliced from 8 exons. Gene Ontology annotation, cellular component: nucleus. Lineage: Eukaryota; Metazoa; Chordata; Mammalia; Artiodactyla; Cervidae. The record is from RefSeq and is a predicted model, not a curated record. The coding region runs from base 42 to 2564 and encodes 840 amino acids.